Messenger RNA from Prosopis cineraria, 1329 nucleotides. Its product is annotated as ATG8-interacting protein 1. Lineage: Eukaryota; Viridiplantae; Streptophyta; Magnoliopsida; Fabales; Fabaceae. Gene Ontology annotation, cellular component: intracellular membrane-bounded organelle. Bases 160 to 1101 code for a protein of 313 amino acids. The transcript has 3 exons. The record is from RefSeq and is a predicted model, not a curated record.
CCCCGUUUACCGAUACCACCGGUCUCUUGUUCCCUUCCCCGAUAUAUCCUGUGUAUAAAACCCAUUUCCGGAGCACGAAGAUUCAGUUUUAAUCUCAUCGUAAAUCUGUUUGGACGGUCGUCUCACCGUCGAUCUUAUCGGAUUCUGCUUCUGUAAAAGAUGGCAGAUAAUGAGGAUGGAGAAGAGAGGACUUCUCGUGGGAAUGAAUGGGAGGUCGUAACGCUUACAGCAUCAGCGUAUGAAGCUGCUCCUGAUUCUGGGCAAGUUGAGUUGAAAGAUGAUGACAAGGGAGACGCAUAUACACGGGAUGAAGCUGAAACGUCACGUGCCCUAUUCAUGUCUCGUCAUUUUGUUUUCCCACCCAGUGAGCAUGAAAACUUGCCACUGGAAUCUGAUUAUAGUGAGAUUCUUGGUGAAUCUGGAGGCAAAGAUGUCUCUGAAGUUAUUGUUGAUGAUGGGGCCACACCUAGCGGAAAGGAUGAAGAAAAUGUGAUGAUAUCCAGAAUGAAUGUUUCAGAAGCAUUUUCAGAUAUUCCAUAUUUUGAUGAUAAGAUGAGCAAGUUUUCUGUUCAUUGUAAACAGUUUGGAGAAGGUACAACGCUAGAAGAUUUUGGUUUGACUGGCAAAGAGGAAAGUAUGUAUGAUACUGCAAAAUACAGUUCUUUACACAGUGAGACAGAUUUUGGUGGUGCAACUGCAUAUGGGGAUAAUAUAGUUGCGUCUGAAAUAAUUGAACCUGCUGAACAAGAGUCAAACACUUCUUUUGAUUUAUCAAAUUCAAAGAUUUUUCCCAAAGAUGAUAAAUGCCAGCCAUCAGGUCUUCCUUGUGGAGCUUGGUGGAAGCGAAGAGCUGCUGCCUUAUAUGCUCAUGCAAAGGAGGCAAAUGCAUAUUGGUCUAUUUUCAUUGCAGCGGCAGUGAUGGGCCUUGUAAUGCUUGGUCAGCGCUGGCAGCAGGAAAGAGCUUAUCAACUUCAGUUGCACAGCGGUGUAAAUGAUGAGGGAAGAAGCAAGAUUCUAGCACCCAUAAUACGACUCAAAGAUGUGAUUGUUGGUGGCCAUCGUCGUGGUUCCUUGGUCAGGGGCUCCUCGGAUGGAAGUUAAGAUGAUGACGAUAAAUUGUAAGUCAAAAGUUUGAGAAAGAAAUGCCAGCUUGGUGUAGCGAUCUUUCUCAUCAUGAAUGUUACAGUGAAAACAUUUUAUAGUAUGAAUUCGCCGAGUCCUUCUUUGUUGUGUUGUCCUACAUUGAGUUGUAUUGUAUAGCUCUUGAUGUGAUUCAACUUCGUAUUUUAUGUGAUUCUGAUCAUGUGGAUUAGCAUUUUAGACUCCCAA